CGCAUGCAUUCGUCUCUGCCGAGUCUAAACGCACCCUUCCAAACAGUGUCCUCGAUUGUCUCCUGUCACCCGCGCGCUCACUGUUGUCUUUAUUUAUCACGCGAACCAAUGCUGGAAGUGCGCGCGCUGCUCUGCUCCGCCUCCGCGCGCGGCGUCUGACAGCUCGCGAGCUUCACACACACACACACACACGCGCACGCACACACAAGCGCGCACGAGCCGCGGCGCUCAGCACUUCAGCGUUUCUUUCCCAGCUCCCCGACUGGCGCGCCGCUCAAAUGCGAGUUUAUUUCGCCGUAAUUACCGGUAGCGACGCUAAUGUCUUCGGCACGGACUGUGGGACGGAUUUAGUACUGAGUCUGAAUUUCAGUACAGUCAUUUGAAAGGUUUUUUUUUCUUUCUUUCCUCCAUCAACCUCAGUCAUUUAGACGAGUAUGGUUUCGCGGUGGAGUUGUGUCUCUAUCAAGAUAACAUGCCUUUUCUUUUUCGGCUUUGCUGUUUUUGUCACACAGGGGGCCCCCAGCAACGAAGUGAACCUGCUGGACUCGCGCUCUAUAAUGGGUGACCUCGGAUGGAUAGCCUACCCGAAGAACGGGUGGGAAGAAAUCGGAGAAGUGGAUGAAAACUAUGCUCCUAUUCACACGUAUCAGGUGUGCAGAGUGAUGGAGCACAACCAGAACAACUGGCUUCAGACGAGCUGGAUCCUAAACGAAGGUGCUCAGAGAGUGUUCGUGGAGCUCAAGUUCACUCUGAGGGACUGUAACAGCCUGCCUGGCGGCUUAGGCACCUGCAAAGAGACUUUCAACGUCUACUAUUUCGAGUCCAAUGACGACGACGACAGGAACAUCCGCGAAAGCCAGUACACCAAGAUCGACACCAUCGCGGCCGAUGAGAGCUUCACUGAGCUGGAUCUGGGUGACAGAGUCAUGAAACUAAACACCGAAGUAAGAGACGUCGGGCCUCUCACUAAGAAAGGCUUCUACCUGGCCUUCCAAGACCUGGGAGCCUGCAUCGCCCUAGUGUCUGUGAGGGUCUUUUACAAAAAGUGUCCCACGGUGGUGAAGAACUUGGCCGUCUUCCCAGACAUCAUCACUGGGUCAGACUCUUCUCAGCUUCUGGAGGUGUCAGGGACCUGCGUCAACAACUCGGUGGCCGAGGAGCUUCCCAGAAUGCACUGCAGCGCCGAGGGGGAGUGGCUGGUGCCCAUCGGGAGGUGCAUGUGCCAAGCAGGCCAUGAGGAAGUUAAUGGUUCCUGUCAAGUGUGUAAGCCUGGGUUCUACAGAUCUGCUCUGCAGACUAGGACAUGCAGUAAGUGUCCUCCUCACAGCUUCUCCAAAACAGAGGGCUCCACUUCCUGUCAGUGUGAGCACGGCUACUACAGGAAGGACACAGACCCAACCAACAUGGCCUGCACAAAGCCUCCUUCAGCCCCACGCAGCGCCAUUUCAAAUGUAAACGAGACAAGCGUGUUGCUGGAGUGGAGCGCCCCGGAGGAGACGGGUGGCAGGAAGGACGUGACCUACAGCGUGGUUUGCAGGAAGAUGAGCGUAGAGUCGAGGCAGUACGAGCCGUGCGGCAGCCACGUGCGCUACCUUCCCCAGCGCACUGGCCUGAGAAACACGUCAGUCAUGGUGCUCGACCUGCUCGCCCACAAAAACUACACCUUUGAGGUGGAGGCUGUGAACGGUGUCUCCGAGCUCACCAAACCACUGCGCCAAUACGUUUCUCUUAACGUCACAACCAACCAGGCCGCUCCAUCUCCCAUCACUGUGGUAAAGCGAGGAAAGACGGCGAAGAACAGCAUCGCUGUGUCCUGGCAGGAACCAGACAGACCGAACGGCAUCAUCCUGGAAUACGAGAUCAAGUACUUUGAGAAGGAUCAGGAGACCAGUUACACCAUUGUCAAGUCAAAAGAGACAGGGUUUGUGGUGGAUGGGCUGAAGCCGUCCUCGGCGUACAUCUUUCAGAUCAGAGCUCGCACCUCGGCAGGCUACGGAGGCUUCAGUCGACGCUUUGAGUUUGAAACCAGUCCUUACUUGUCUGCCUCCAGAGAUCAGGGCCGUGUGCCCGUCAUCGCCGUGGCUGUUACACUGGGCAUCAUCCUGCUGGCGCUGAUCACCGGCUUUCUGCUCAGUGGCAGGCGCUGUGGCUACAGUAAAGCAAAGCAGGAUCCCGAUGAGGAGAAGAUGCACUUCCACAAUGGCCACAUCAAAUUCCCUGGAGUGCGUACAUAUAUUGAUCCUCACACCUACGAAGAUCCCAACCAAGCUGUCCACGAGUUUGCUAAGGAGAUUGAUGUCUCUUGCAUUACAAUAGAGCGUGUGAUAGGAGCUGGUGAGUUUGGAGAGGUGUGUAGUGGGCCACUGAGACUGCCAGGGAAAAGAGAGCUCAUGGUGGCUAUUAAGACACUGAAAGCAGGGUACACCGAGAAGCAAAGACGAGACUUCCUGGCCGAGGCCAGCAUCAUGGGCCAGUUUGAUCAUCCUAACAUCAUCCACCUGGAGGGUGUGGUCACUAAAAGCAAGCCAGUGAUGAUCAUUACAGAGUACAUGGAGAACGGAUCUCUUGACACUUUUUUAAAGAAGAAUGACGGGCAGUUCACGGUGAUCCAGCUGGUUGGCAUGCUGCGUGGCAUUGCCUCGGGCAUGCGCUACCUCUCCGACAUGGGCUACGUGCACCGCGACCUGGCCGCCCGUAACAUCUUGGUCAACAGCAACCUGGUGUGUAAGGUGUCCGACUUCGGCCUGUCUCGAGUGCUAGAAGACGACCCGGAGGCGGCCUACACCACCCGCGGAGGGAAGAUUCCCAUCAGAUGGACAGCACCAGAGGCUAUCUCUUACCGGAAGUUCACCUCAGCCAGCGACGUCUGGAGCUAUGGAAUUGUCAUGUGGGAGGUGAUGUCAUACGGCGAAAGACCCUACUGGGAGAUGAGCAAUCAAGAUGUGAUAAAGGCUGUAGAGGAGAGCUACAGGCUGCCAGGCCCUAUGGACUGCCCCACAGCUCUCUACCACCUCAUGAUGGACUGCUGGCAGAAGGACAGGAACAGCCGGCCCAAGUUCGAUGAGAUAGUGAGCCUCCUUGACAAGCUCAUACGCAACCCAAGCAGCCUGAAAAGUCUCGUCAAUCCCUCCAACAGGGUGUCCAAUUUAUUAGUGGAGCAUGGCAGUGCAGAGCUUUGUGCUUUCAGCUCUGUAGGGGAAUGGUUAGAUGCCAUAAAAAUGGGUCGAUACACCGAGCUUUUCAUGGAAAGUGGAUACACUUCACUGGACGUAGUCACUCAGAUGACCUUAGAAGAUGUGAGGAGGGUGGGAGUCACUCUGGCUGGACACCAGAAAAAGAUCCUCAACAGCAUCCAGGAGAUGCGAGUCCAGAUGACGAAUGCCACUAUUCCUGUCUGAGGCGACUCUUAGAGCUGCCCGACCUACAGUAGUAGCCUAGCACUUUUUCACCAGGGACACUUAUUUAUUGAAUAUGGAACUAGUAAACUCUUCAAAGGGAAAUGACUCGAUAUUCCUGAGGAACAAAAUGAGGAUCGGCUCAAUGGCUGGACGGAGAGUUGUGUGCGUGUGUGUGUGUGUGUGUGUGUGUGUGUGUGUGUUUAUGCACAGCCUGUCAGCCUCCUGACAGCUUUGACAGGACCGAGUCAGACGUGUUGGCAAUGAAACAUUUGGGAAAGUGUGGCACAUUUCCAAGUAGGACCACUGAGCGGCUGGUGGGAGUCUCUGGGCUGAAUGUAUAGCACUUUUUUCAAAACCUCAUGCAACAAUAUUAUUACCUCCAGAAAUCCACAAAAUCUCCAGUCUACCUACGUCGACAGAUGUUAUUCCACAUGUUCACUCGGAGGAAAGGUCAUGCCGUAAGACUUAAACCGUAUCAGUCGGCGAAGGAAGAAGUGGCCGUGUAUUACAAAGCAAUAUUAGAUUUAAAGCUUGAUACUGAUUUCAUUCCUUUUGGGAUGUGGAAGAAGAAAUGGAUGUGUAUGUACAGUUUCCGUUUGCACAGUAUGUGUCUUAAUCCAGGGGGAAAUGCAUAAAAAAAAAAAAGUAUCAGGCUUCAAAAACAAAUAUUUGGCUCCAGUUACGGUAAAGUCAUGCAUGUAAAUAGUGUACAGUUAGCUAAAGCAAUUCAUCCAAGUUCAUGUGGGGUUCAUAUACUUUUAGCCGGAAAACAAUUAGUAAUAAGAUGUUGACAUAGAAAUGAGAAAUGUUUAUAGUGCUUUUCAGUAACAUCAGGUCAUUUUACACUUGAUGUAUGAAUUCAACAAGUGGCUUUGUGCUAUUGACUUCUAUUUAUUUGAUCCUAGCAAAUCUCAUUUUACUCCUGUUUGUCUGCAGUUCAUUACAAAUAUACAGAAGCAAACAGUAGCUCUCAGUAUCUUUAUGAACAGGAGUUAUUAAAAUCAGUAUUCUUCCUGAAUGUCAGUACAUCUAAACAGCUCUGCUAUGGCCGCUCAUGAUUUCUCCACUUUACGGUCAUUAUACGACCUCCCUAGAGUAAACUGUAGUCAGACCAAAGCAUCACAUGAGCAUCAUAGAUUAAUGAGGUCAUGUUUACUGUUACAAGUGCGUUGUGCUUUGUGCUAUGAGCACACCGAUCAGUUGAAGAAAGAGGAUCAUGCAGGUUUAAACAGCUUAGCGAGAAGUUCAGCUUGUAUUAUAAACAGCGCCGAAACUCUACAAGCACACCGCCAUAAUUUGUUUAAUAUUCCAUCUAGUUUCUAAGUGCUUCCAUUUAUUUAGCAGUUAGUAGAAACCAUUUUCUAGGCUAACUGAAUGCGCUGGGUUGAAUCCCAUCCGUUAAGACAAAAGAGUUUCUCGGUUUACGUUUCUAUAACGCAUUUUUCCAAUUCGAAUAUGACAGAACAAACCAUUUUAGUGCGUUAUGCAGUGCCACGCAACUGAAAGACAUUAAAAUCACUUGUAAGGCGGUUUUUUCAUAUGCUAUUACGAGUAAUGUGUUGUUUCAUAUUAUACAUGGAGCUUAACUGUUGAGGUUUUUUGAAAAGAUUGUUAAGAGGGAUGUGAAAGGAGAUCAAACAAUAUCAGCAAACACUAUGGAGGAUUUAUACAAAUACACUAAUGUCUGCAAACUAUUAUUUAUUUAUUUCUGUUGUCAGCACAUUAGACAACCUCUUUACCGAUGCUUAAUUUGUAUUGAACGUCCACUCUUUAACCAGCAGCAGUGUUCAGUGUUUUUACUUAAGUUGAAUUUUCUUCACUCAGAUUACAACUAGUGUUAUUGAAAAAAGGGCCGAUGACAAAUUGAGCAAUCCUCUAUUUUUAAAUGGACCUUUAAUUUCUGUACAUUUGGACUGGUUUUGUUCCUAGAUCUAAAGUUUACAAAGUGCAUAGUUCUAAUUAGACAUUAAAGCACAGUGAAAUCAUGAAACAUGCACGUUUUCCUGAAAGAAGAGCAAGAACUUUUUCUCUUUAAGGAUAACAGAGAAUGCACACUGCAGGGGAUUAACAUACAUAGAGGCAUCUACCAGCCUGAAAGAUCAUCUCAAAUGAUAUAAUAGGCUUAACAGGCUUAAAUAAACUCUACAGAUUUAGUUUUAUAACAUGAUAGGCAAGAUAUCAGCAUGGAUGAGAAUUACUUCAUACCAUUAACAAAACAAACCUUUCUUGUGAGCCUUUUUAAUUGCAGGAAAGCCAGACAGAUCCCACCAUCUGAUCAAUGAUCAUGUGACGCUAACAAAAAAAUGAAGGUUUUACAGACCGCCAUGGGGCCUUUUGGGACUUUCCUUAAUAACACUGGCAUGUAGGAGAGAAACAGAUGGAACAGAAAUGAUAAAACAUGCAUGAUAUUGAGGCGAGGUUUGCUCAAAUGCAUUUUUGGAGCAUAAAUAUGUUUUAGCCUAUCAUAAGCCACAAAUAUUUUAGGAUCAGAUUGUUCCAACAACAAAAAAAAAAAAAAGCACAGAAAAAAAAUGGUGUGUUGCUGUUGUGAUUAUUUGUCUACUCCCUUUUAUUGUGCGUUUUGUUUGUGUAAAUGUCUUUUGUAGUGUAAUAUAUUAAAUUUUCUAUUUUUUUCUAAUAAAUUCAAAAGAAAAUCUGAUUGGCUUAAGUCUGUUUUUUUGUUUUCGGUAAC
Ictalurus furcatus (blue catfish) is the source of this 6090-nucleotide messenger RNA. RefSeq names its product ephrin type-A receptor 5. Gene Ontology annotation, molecular function: protein binding; transmembrane-ephrin receptor activity; ATP binding. Bases 435 to 3398 code for a protein of 987 amino acids. Lineage: Eukaryota; Metazoa; Chordata; Actinopteri; Siluriformes; Ictaluridae. Gene Ontology annotation, cellular component: neuron projection; plasma membrane. The transcript has 17 exons. Gene Ontology annotation, biological process: cell surface receptor protein tyrosine kinase signaling pathway; protein phosphorylation; axon guidance. The record is from RefSeq and is a predicted model, not a curated record.